AUGAUCGCUAGUAAUCCGUUAACAUCAUCAUCAUCAUCAUCAUCAUCAUCAUCAUCAUCAUCAUCAUCAUCAUCAUCAUCAUCAUCAUCAUCAUCAUCAUCAUCAUCAUCAUCAUCAUCAUCAUCAUCAUCAUCAUCAUCAUCAUCAUCAUCAUCAUCAUCAUCAUCAUCAUCAUCAUCAUCAUCAUCAUCAUCAUCAUCAUCAUCAUCAUCAUCAUCAUCAUCAUCAUCAUCAUCAUCAUCAUCAUCAUCAUCAUCAUCAUCAUCAUCAUCAUCAUCAUCAUCAUCAUCAUCAUCAUCAUCAUCAUCAUCAUCAUCAUCAUCAUCAUCAUCAUCAUCAUCAUCAUCAUCAUCAUCAUCAUCAUCAUCAUCAUCAUCAUCAUCAUCAUCAUCAUCAUCAUCAUCAUCAUCAUCAUCAUCAUCAUCAUCAUCAUCAUCAUCAUCAUCAUCAUCAUCAUCAUCAUCAUCAUCAUCAUCAUCAUCAUCAUCAUCAUCAUCAUCAUCAUCAUCAUCAUCAUCAUCAUCAUCAUCAUCAUCAUCAUCAUCAUCAUCAUCAUCAUCAUCAUCAUCAUCAUCAUCAUCAUCAUCAUCAUCAUCAUCAUCAUCAUCAUCAUCAUCAUCAUCAUCAUCAUCAUCAUCAUCAUCAUCAUCAUCAUCAUCAUCAUCAUCAUCAUCAUCAUCAUCAUCAUCAUCAUCAUCAUCAUCAUCAUCAUCAUCAUCAUCAUCAUCAUCAUCAUCAUCAUCAUCAUCAUCAUCAUCAUCAUCAUCAUCAUCAUCAUCAUCAUCAUCAUCAUCAUCAUCAUCAUCAUCAUCAUCAUCAUCAUCAUCAUCAUCAUCAUCAUCAUCAUCAUCAUCAUCAUCAUCAUCAUCAUCAUCAUCAUCAUCAUCAUCAUCAUCAUCAUCAUCAUCAUCAUCAUCAUCAUCAUCAUCAUCAUCAUCAUCAUCAUCAUCAUCAUCAUCAUCAUCAUCAUCAUCAUCAUCAUCAUCAUCAUCAUCAUCAUCAUCAUCAUCAUCAUCAUCAUCAUCAUCAUCAUCAUCAUCAUCAUCAUCAUCAUCAUCAUCAUCAUCAUCAUCAUCAUCAUCAUCAUCAUCAUCAUCAUCAUCAUCAUCAUCAUCAUCAUCAUCAUCAUCAUCAUCAUCAUCAUCAUCAUCAUCAUCAUCAUCAUCAUCAUCAUCAUCAUCAUCAUCAUCAUCAUCAUCAUCAUCAUCAUCAUCAUCAUCAUCAUCAUCAUCAUCAUCAUCAUCAUCAUCAUCAUCAUCAUCAUCAUCAUCAUCAUCAUCAUCAUCAUCAUCAUCAUCAUCAUCAUCAUCAUCAUCAUCAUCAUCAUCAUCAUCAUCAUCAUCAUCAUCAUCAUCAUCAUCAUCAUCAUCAUCAUCAUCAUCAUCAUCAUCAUCAUCAUCAUCAUCAUCAUCAUCAUCAUCAUCAUCAUCAUCAUCAUCAUCAUCAUCAUCAUCAUCAUCAUCAUCAUCAUCAUCAUCAUCAUCAUCAUCAUCAUCAUCAUCAUCAUCAUCAUCAUCAUCAUCAUCAUCAUCAUCAUCAUCAUCAUCAUCAUCAUCAUCAUCAUCAUCAUCAUCAUCAUCAUCAUCAUCAUCAUCAUCAUCAUCAUCAUCAUCAUCAUCAUCAUCAUCAUCAUCAUCAUCAUCAUCAUCAUCAUCAUCAUCAUCAUCAUCAUCAUCAUCAUCAUCAUCAUCAUCAUCAUCAUCAUCAUCAUCAUCAUCAUCAUCAUCAUCAUCAUCAUCAUCAUCAUCAUCAUCAUCAUCAUCAUCAUCAUCAUCAUCAUCAUCAUCAUCAUCAUCAUCAUCAUCAUCAUCAUCAUCAUCAUCAUCAUCAUCAUCAUCAUCAUCAUCAUCAUCAUCAUCAUCAUCAUCAUCAUCAUCAUCAUCAUCAUCAUCAUCAUCAUCAUCAUCAUCAUCAUCAUCAUCAUCAUCAUCAUCAUCAUCAUCAUCAUCAUCAUCAUCAUCAUCAUCAUCAUCAUCAUCAUCAUCAUCAUCAUCAUCAUCAUCAUCAUCAUCAUCAUCAUCAUCAUCAUCAUCAUCAUCAUCAUCAUCAUCAUCAUCAUCAUCAUCAUCAUCAUCAUCAUCAUCAUCAUCAUCAUCAUCAUCAUCAUCAUCAUCAUCAUCAUCAUCAUCAUCAUCAUCAUCAUCAUCAUCAUCAUCAUCAUCAUCAUCAUCAUCAUCAUCAUCAUCAUCAUCAUCAUCAUCAUCAUCAUCAUCAUCAUCAUCAUCAUCAUCAUCAUCAUCAUCAUCAUCAUCAUCAUCAUCAUCAUCAUCAUCAUCAUCAUCAUCAUCAUCAUCAUCAUCAUCAUCAUCAUCAUCAUCAUCAUCAUCAUCAUCAUCAUCAUCAUCAUCAUCAUCAUCAUCAUCAUCAUCAUCAUCAUCAUCAUCAUCAUCAUCAUCAUCAUCAUCAUCAUCAUCAUCAUCAUCAUCAUCAUCAUCAUCAUCAUCAUCAUCAUCAUCAUCAUCAUCAUCAUCAUCAUCAUCAUCAUCAUCAUCAUCAUCAUCAUCAUCAUCAUCAUCAUCAUCAUCAUCAUCAUCAUCAUCAUCAUCAUCAUCAUCAUCAUCAUCAUCAUCAUCAUCAUCAUCAUCAUCAUCAUCAUCAUCAUCAUCAUCAUCAUCAUCAUCAUCAUCAUCAUCAUCAUCAUCAUCAUCAUCAUCAUCAUCAUCAUCAUCAUCAUCAUCAUCAUCAUCAUCAUCAUCAUCAUCAUCAUCAUCAUCAUCAUCAUCAUCAUCAUCAUCAUCAUCAUCAUCAUCAUCAUCAUCAUCAUCAUCAUCAUCAUCAUCAUCAUCAUCAUCAUCAUCAUCAUCAUCAUCAUCAUCAUCAUCAUCAUCAUCAUCAUCAUCAUCAUCAUCAUCAUCAUCAUCAUCAUCAUCAUCAUCAUCAUCAUCAUCAUCAUCAUCAUCAUCAUCAUCAUCAUCAUCAUCAUCAUCAUCAUCAUCAUCAUCAUCAUCAUCAUCAUCAUCAUCAUCAUCAUCAUCAUCAUCAUCAUCAUCAUCAUCAUCAUCAUCAUCAUCAUCAUCAUCAUCAUCAUCAUCAUCAUCAUCAUCAUCAUCAUCAUCAUCAUCAUCAUCAUCAUCAUCAUCAUCAUCAUCAUCAUCAUCAUCAUCAUCAUCAUCAUCAUCAUCAUCAUCAUCAUCAUCAUCAUCAUCAUCAUCAUCAUCAUCAUCAUCAUCAUCAUCAUCAUCAUCAUCAUCAUCAUCAUCAUCAUCAUCAUCAUCAUCAUCAUCAUCAUCAUCAUCAUCAUCAUCAUCAUCAUCAUCAUCAUCAUCAGUAAAUUCGAAUUUUGUAUCAAUUUCACAAAUUUUAUAUUCAAAAUUAUUUACCUAA
Messenger RNA from Schistosoma margrebowiei, 3324 nucleotides. The record is from the annotation of a GenBank genome assembly. Lineage: Eukaryota; Metazoa; Platyhelminthes; Trematoda; Strigeidida; Schistosomatidae.